Messenger RNA from Suillus plorans, 474 nucleotides. RefSeq lists its product as uncharacterized. The annotation marks the transcript as partial. The record is from RefSeq and is a predicted model, not a curated record. The transcript has a single exon. NCBI's taxonomy places the organism in Eukaryota, Fungi, Basidiomycota, Agaricomycetes, Boletales, Suillaceae.
GAGAAAGAAAGGUUAGAUGCAGAAAAGAAGAAGCCAAAGAUGAAUGGAUUCGACAAGACAUCAUCCAUAGGAGACUUCUUAACCCCGCGCCCUGCCCAAUAUGUAAUACAGAAGCUCACCAAUUUCGAAUUUGUAGAACUAUGGUACUUCUCACCAGACGGAUGCAAGGAAGCUCUCAGGUCCUCCCACUCCAUCGCAGAGAAUGACUUGAGCAUCAUGAUGAUAGAUGACCAGCUCACUCUACGCCCAUCCUCAGCAUUAAAAGCCUCCAAAGCAGCACUAGCAGAUCACAAACUACUGUUUUCAAAUUUCCUCCGGGAAAAGAACCUGUUCCUAGUGCAAAUCAGCAAGGCCGAAUGGUGUCAUAUCCCGCAUUGCGGACCAACAUCCGAUGACGUUCCCACACCUCAUCCGGACCUCCAGACCUCCUGUCCAUAUCUCCAGACCCAAUCCUCUAUCCAUCCGGAUCCCUGA